Molecule: messenger RNA, 1836 nt
Organism: Toxorhynchites rutilus septentrionalis
Lineage: Eukaryota; Metazoa; Arthropoda; Insecta; Diptera; Culicidae
Product: putative ATPase N2B
Exons: 6
Coding region: 156-1526 (456 amino acids)
Cellular component (GO): mitochondrion; cytoplasm
Molecular function (GO): ATP binding; ATP hydrolysis activity
Source: RefSeq, a predicted model, not a curated record
AAAUAUUUUACAAGACUCGACGUCUGCUUGCUCGGAAGCGCAGAGGCAUGUUUCGCCUGUAGUGCCAGUUCACGGUCAUACCUGUCCUUACAUAAUAUGUUCAAAUUUACCUCAGUUAGUUAUAGAUUUUACCAGCCGUUCUUCUUGCAACGAAUAUGUUGUUCUUGACCAGAUGUCCCACGACGAUUGGACUGAAGCAGUUUUCCUGUGUGCUAGCAGCCAGUGGUGUUUCGAAUGGAAGAUUCUACUGCCACCAGGUUCCGUCGCGUCUUACUCCGCUCGAGCUCUUGCAGGACAAGAUAGCUCGCAACGAAAUACAACCAGACGCGCACCAGAAAAGUAUUGCCGAGGCGCUGCAGACCGUGUUCAACAAUAUUCAGAACUAUAGCCCUCCGAAGGCCGCCACUGGUCUGGGAAAAUGGUUCAGUUUUAAAAGCGCAAAUAACAAGGUCGAAGCCCCCAAGGGAUUAUAUAUCUAUGGAAGUGUGGGUGGAGGAAAAACCAUGCUGAUGGAUAUGUUCUAUGAUUGCUGUUUGGUGGAUCGCAAACGACGAGUUCAUUUCAAUUCCUUCAUGACAGAUGUCCACUCAAAAAUCCACGAAAUCAAAUCCAAGCAAGUUCGUGAUGUCAGUAGCACAAAACCGCAACCAUUCGACCCCAUAAAACCCGUUGCGGAACUUAUCACCGAGGACUCGUGGCUGAUUUGUUUUGACGAAUUCCAGGUCACCGACAUUGCGGACGCGAUGAUACUCAAGCGACUGUUCACGUACUUAUUUGAUAACGGCGUUAUCGUCGUAGCAACGAGCAAUCGAGCCCCCGACGACCUGUACAAGAAUGGACUCCAACGCAGUAACUUUGUCCCCUUCAUUGGUGUGCUGAAAAAUCACUGCAACCUUAUCACGCUGGACAGUGGGGUGGACUACAGAACAGCAACGCUGAAAGGCGAAGGGAUGCACUAUUUUGUGAAAUCACAAAUGGAUGCUGACGAUGCGAUGAACAAACUCUUCAAGGUUUUGUGUUCACAAGAGAACGAUUUUAUUCGACCCAAAACAUUCACACAUUUUGGACGCAAUAUAUCGUUUGCCAAAACAUGUGGACAGGUUUUGGACAGCACCUUUGAGGAGCUUUGUGAUAGGCCUCUUGGAGCGUCCGAUUAUAUUCAGAUAGCACAAUUUUUCCACACCGUACUACUGAGGGACAUCCCACAAUUAAAUCUGAAGCUCAAAUCACAGUCCAGACGGUUCAUCACGCUUAUCGACACGCUGUAUGACAGCCGCGUGCGGCUGGUUGUCUCAUCGGAUGUACCAUACAAGCAGCUAUUCUCGAACGAAAAACCGGACGAUAUGCACACAUCGGACGAGCACCGGAUGCUCAUGGAUGAUCUUAAGAUUACUAAGGAUUCGCAGGAUGCCAGCUCGAAUAUUUUCACCGGCGAGGAGGAAUUGUUUGCGUUCGAGCGAACGGUGUCCAGACUUGCGGAAAUGCAAUCCGCCGAAUAUUGGUCCCUGUGGGAGAAACAUCGAUAGGGUUUAUCGUGUAGUGUUUGUACUACAUGGCUGGACCAGGACAUUUCACUUCGUGUAGUAGUUAGUACUUAUCAAAUAUCAGAAUAGGAAAAAAAAACUCUGUAACAGGUUUUUAUGCGCUUUAUUGUGUUCCGUUAGGGUCAGACUCGACCCAUACGACCCGGCAAUGUUCCAAGUGUUGACACUAAAGAAAGCUAAUUUAUUUAUUUAUUUAUCAUUAAUUUUUUUAGUGAACAAAUUGUACUAUAGCGAGAAUAAAAUAGUUUAAAACAAGUGAACUACAAUAAUAGAUGAUGCAUCAAUUCAAUCA